Styela clava is the source of this 2914-nucleotide messenger RNA. RefSeq lists its product as uncharacterized. Lineage: Eukaryota; Metazoa; Chordata; Ascidiacea; Stolidobranchia; Styelidae. The record is from RefSeq and is a predicted model, not a curated record. Gene Ontology annotation, biological process: protein phosphorylation. Gene Ontology annotation, molecular function: protein kinase activity; ATP binding.
ACGUUAAUAUUACUGCUAUACUGAGUUGCCGGUGCGGUACCGGUACGGUACAUUUUUUGUUUGGCGUUAUUUAAUGGGCACCGUACUUCGCUGGACCCGUCUGCCCGUUAACAUAUCUUAUUCUGGCACUGGCAAAUUGAUUGAAUUUCAGGACAAUCUGGACAAUCUAGUAAUGAUACGGUGUCGGUACCCGUAACGCCGACGAAAUUAACUGCAAUCAAAAAGAUUGAAAUUGAUGAAAAUCGCAGGUCAAGAUGCAAAAAAUCAGUAGUACUUGAAGCAUCGAUACUGCGACGCCUCGUCCAUCCACAUAUUGUUGAAUGUGAGGAAUGGUUUUUGGAUAAUGAGAAAAAAAUGAUGAACAUUGUACUUGAAUACUGUGAUGGAGGAACAAUGCAGGAUAUGGUGAAACAAGCAAACAUCAAAAAUUCUUAUUUUCCAGAAAACAAGGUACUAAAGUGGAUGGCACAGAUAGUAUCUGCGGUUUCAUACAUGCAUAGUAAGAAGAUUUUGCAUAGAGAUUUGAAGACUGAGAAUGUUUUCAUUGUGAAGCCAGAUAUUGCGAAACUGGGAGAUUUUGGAAUAUCUAAGGAGUUCGACCACACAUUGGACUUGGCUCAAACAUGUGUUGGAACACCUUGUUACUUGAGUCCAGAACUUUGCCAGGAUAUCCCAUACAAUUCAAAGUCUGAUGUUUGGGCACUCGGUUGCUUGCUUUUUGAAAUGGCUGCUCUCAAACCAGCGUUCGAUGCAGCCAAUCUUGUCAGCUUAUUUUAUAAAAUUGUAAAAGGAGAUUUUACAUCACUGCCCAAACAUAGCUCACAGGAUAUGCACGAAUUGAUUGCACUAAUCUUGCAAAAGGACCCUGAAAAUAGGCCAACCGCAUCAAAACUUUUACAACAUAAAGCAUUAUCAUGCUAUGCAGAAAAAAUUUUGUAUUCUACGAAAAAAAUAAACAACCGAAGUGUAGAACAAUAUCCACAAGUAAGGAAGUCAGACAUUGACAUUGAAUUCAUUCAAAGCUCAACCUUAAUAACAAAUGCUGAUGUGGAGAGAAGAAUGAGCCCUGGGCCUUCUUAUGCCUAUAAUAUGUUUCUAUCUGGUAUAAAUUCGAAACCAAUGCUUGAGUCCAAAGAUAAUUCCACACAGUUUUCUGAUCUAGUAAAUAGGUCAAAUUCUGUGUUGGGAACCAAUUCAAAGAACAAACAAAACUCAACUGUUCCAAAGAUAUUUGAUUAUGAAGCAAACCAGUCCGGAUCUCCGAUACCUCAAGAAGUUGAAACAGCGCGACCCCAAACAUGUCCACACUCAGCCUCAAAAGCAAGACAUAUCAAAGAAGAAUUGGAUUUCAAUGAUACAGUUGUGACGUGGUCCGGAUACGGAGAUCAAGGAAGUCAUAGUAGAAGGAAAAGAUGUGAUUCUGUAUCGUUAUCUAGUGGAACAGAUGAAUCCUCUGAUAUUGAUACACAAGUGAGAGAAUCAGGAAAGAUUGGUAUAAGGUAUUGUGAUGAUGAAGAAAAGUCAGAUAGUAACAUAUCCUUUGAUGAAAAUUCAGAUUAUGAUGAUGAUGAUGAUUUUAUACAAGAUGAGCAAGUUGAAGAUGACAUUCCAGAAUGUAUUGAUGAUCAUGAUGAUGAGUUGAGUGGAGACUCAACACAUAUCUGUGAUGAAAGGAAAGCAGCAGGUGACAGUCAUGUAUUGCCUGGUAGUGCAUGGCUAAGAACAAAACGUAUGAGGGUUCUGCAACAGAAUAAACCUGGAGAUCUCACAAAUAUUUCUGAAAGAAAUCAAAACAACAAUAAUAUCAAGAAUUUCAAGAAAAUGAAGGCUCGACUCCCUGGUAGUUCAUGGUUGUCUCUGAAACAACGUUCUGAUCAUCAUAUGGAAAGCAGCUCGGAUGAUGCAAUUGUUCUUGGUGGAAAUAAUGAGAGCAAAGUUGUUGUUAAACGAAAAGAAUCCAAGUGUCGUCAUCAGAAGAGGAGUGGAAAAUUUCGAAAUCUGCCUGGCAGUGCGUGGUUGAAAAAGAUUGAUUCAGGAAAUCGAUCUGAAAACAGUGAUAACACUGGCAUUUCAUUACCAAUAGAACCAACGUCAUAUUUUCAAAAACAAGAUCAUGCAAUCACAUUGAAAAGCUGUUCAAGCUGCAGUGCAAAUAAUUUCAGUAUUCCAGAAAAGAAGCUUUCAAGUCAUGAUCCAGGAAACGAUAGUGAUGAAUAUUCAUACUCUGAUGAUUUUGAAGAUGAUUUUGAAUUUUCAGAUGAUGACUUGCAGCAGACUAUUACUAAAACAGAAGACUCCAAAUCAUCACUGAAUAUUGUACAACUAGGGUGUAUUGAUAUCCUCGGUGAAAAGGUUUUCAAUGAUCUUUCGUCACUUUUCAAAAAAGGAUUGACAUUUAGCGAAGCUCUAAACAACCUUGAUACAUACAAGGUAGACAAAGAAGCUCUACAAGCAUGCUAUAUCCUGCUUGAAAAGCAAUCAUAAUUUUUCUUGGAUAUGCCCACAAAUUGGAUUCUGAAACAUAACAGUGACAGCGAACUGGGUAGUUCUAAAUAAAAAGUACCGUUAAUACUUAUCCAAUCUGAAAUAUUCAACUAUACCCGGCCGGUUUUGCUAUUUUAAAAUGCCAUGGCUGUUUUUUUCACAGCCUUCACCCAACCGACCGUAUGUGUUUGUAUAUUCUUAAAUGAUAACUUUUAUCAUCAGACUGUGAAAUCAAACAUGUUUAUUUUUAUCUUUAAUUAAAUUAAAUUCAAGAUUUUUAUUUUUAAGUAUAAUGUCUAUCUAAUAUAAUAUUGAUUUAUUGAGUGAUGAAAUACUGUGAAUUGGUUACUUUUUGUAAAAGCAGAAUGUUUGAAUACAACAACGUUUAAAAUAUUAAUACUCAAGUGGGUUAACAACCAAUUUUGUAAAA